Messenger RNA from Pecten maximus, 5197 nucleotides. RefSeq names its product probable G-protein coupled receptor 19. Lineage: Eukaryota; Metazoa; Mollusca; Bivalvia; Pectinida; Pectinidae. Gene Ontology annotation, biological process: G protein-coupled receptor signaling pathway. The transcript has 2 exons. Bases 734 to 1867 code for a protein of 377 amino acids. Gene Ontology annotation, cellular component: plasma membrane. The record is from RefSeq and is a predicted model, not a curated record. Gene Ontology annotation, molecular function: neuropeptide Y receptor activity.
UCACACGUGAUACCAGUGCUUGAAGCAUAAAAACAAUCGUUGUGUUUAGUGAAAAAGUAAUCCUCGGAAACUGCAUAUGAUCGCAUACAGGUCGUAUUAUAGACGUGAUGAUUUACAUUUUCUGCCUCCAAGCAUAAUUAAUUCGUGAGAUUUUCUGAUAUGAAAUCACACCAAGAGCAAGACGGACGAUAGCAUACAAUUGAACAGGAGACCAAUGACAGCUAUAAGCGAUCGAUUGGGAACACACCAGGAUGGAAUAAUCAAGGUAUGAUAAAUGCAUAUCUGUGAGAGGACAGAGCCGAGGUUUACUUGCGAUCAAUGGUGUAAAUAAAUCCACAUGUUGUUGAUAACUUGAUGGAUUAAUGAUGGCCAGUGACAUUUGAUUCUGCCUAUGGGAAUUAACAUUGGCAAUUGUAACGUCGUGUGUCAUGGUAAAAUAUCAGAAUGAAAACACAGAUCAGCAGGAAAAAAUGUACUUGGAUAUUGUGAGAAUUAGGUAAAUGGAAGUUUGAUCAAGACAAGAUUUCUUUCCGUUAUGUAUCAAUAUUAUCGAUCCCAAGCGAGAGUUCACUAUCACACAUAAGGUGUCAUUAAUAUGGAACCACAACUCGCCCAUUCUUCCUACGACGUACAGCGAGAUGAAGACAACUGUUCUGAUAUUCCAGCAGGUGUACUAAAGCUCCAUUCGAUGCUGAUCAGAGCAGAUGUUUCUUAACAGCCAAUCACCGAGAUUAUGCUUGAUCACAACCAUUCGUAUUUGAGGCCACGAGGCUUGGAAGAAGAUCGGCCUAUUGCCCAAAUUGUACCGGAAGUGAUGAUAUUAGGGAUUUUAUGGUGUGUUAGCGUCGUUGGAAACCUCCUUGUCUGCAUUGUGAUUUAUCGGAGUAGACGUGUGCAAUCUACAACCAACUAUUUUGUGAUGACCUGUGCUUGUGCCGAUCAGAUAUUCAUUUGGGUAGUAAUACCGAUGGAAUGUGGGAGAAUAAUCAUGAGUGAGUGGGUUUUCGGGGAUUUCAUGUGUAGAUGCGUACGAUUUAUACAGUCGGUGUUCCCGAGCGUCACACUGUAUAUUCUCAUCUGUAUCGCUAUUGACCGAUACUAUACAAUACUGUAUCCUCUCAGCUUUAAAGUGACACGGGAAAUCGCCAAGAGAAUGAUAAUCAUAUGUUGCCUGGUGUCGUGUCUGUUGUCUAGUUUUAGUUUCUAUUUUUACCAUGAGAUUGUGAUACUGAGUGUCGGAAAUAGGUCGAAAAGCGUUUGUCCGACCUAUGUUAAUCCGGAUAAUAACGCGACUGUGGCCUUCAAUGUAAGCUUUGUUCUGCUGCAAUAUGUUAUUCCCGUAGCGAUGAUCGGAUUUAUCUAUUCUCGGUUGGUCAAAUUUAUAUGGAGAUCAAGUGGAAGUUUCCUUCGUUUUAAAAGAACAACGAAUAACGUGCCUCGAACGAAAGUGAAGAUGGUGAAGAUGUUGAUUUCAAUGACAAUGAUUACCAUGGUGCUCUUUCUACCUUACUUUUCUAUUGUUUUGUGGGUUGCCUUGCGUUUACCGGAAGUGAUGAACCCAACUAUUUUCAUAGUGUGCCUAAUAUUACUUCUCUUCGCAACAGUUGCCAAACCUAUAAUGUACACGUGCUUCAAUUCCAACUUCCGGCGUGGUUGUAAGGAAGUAUUUUGUAUGUCCAAUUCACGUUGCUACCGAAGCAGUACUUACGCCAUCACCACAACUUCUGCAUUUGGCAAGAAAAAUCAUGUCGGCAUUAUGAACGGCAACUCUGAAAGAAACUCGCCCACAAAGGCCUUUGACAGAUCUACCCAUGUAGACAAAAGUGUGUGGCCUAUUCAGGGUAGUCUGCCCACGACGUAUCUCUGAAACAACUUUGUAAAUGUCGGUGCAAUACUAUAUAAUUAAUGUUGUUUUUUUACUGUUGAUCAGAUAUUCGUCCAUUCAUUAAUUCUUAAUUAAAUUCGGUAUAGUUUGUUUUCAUCCAUCAUAACAGGUUACCAUACCUAAUGUUCGACACUAAAUGUUGCCUUCGUAUCAUGACAACAACUAAACAUCCAGGAACAUGAAUAACUAAACAAAGCUUUUUUUUUAUAUAGCUGAUGGAAAAACGCGUUUAAUCAACCUUUCUAACAUAAGCAAAUCAAACAUUUUCAAUUAACAGGAAGAAAUUUUGAGUAUAAACCAUACGAUUUACAUAUACAACACUUGAUUACAUAUAGAAAUGAGAUCGAUGUGAUAAAAAACAAGACUUGUGAUGCCUAGCGCACAUGUCCAAUAUAAAUCAAAUACGGAAUAAAACUGAUAUUAUCUAUAAACAUAUAACUGGUUAAGGAAGGUAUGUGGAUAACAAUCUAAUUAAAAUCUAGAUGGUCAUUCUCACUACGUUACAUUACAUGAACGUAGUGAGAAUGACCAUCUAGAUUUUAAUUAGAUUGUGUGGAUAAUAGCAAGAAGUCCGCGGGCCUCGACGGUCAUAUUGCUAUAAACAUGUAAUAUAAUUUCACUGCUGGAACUUUUGACAAGGUUAAACAACAACAGUCCCAUAAAAACACAGAUUUUAUGUUCAGUGGCACUAGUCCAAAAGGUGGAGUUUCAAGUGUGUUUUUCAAGUUGACGGCCAUCUUUGAUUUCAGAUCUGCCGGAAAAAAAACACUUGGUCAAUACCAUCUCAUAAUCAUUCGUAGCAAGUGUCAGAUCACUUUAGCUUGUGAAACUUAAGAAGAAAUUUGAAAUGUGAAAGUUUACGCACGGCUGACGGCGCCGACGGGUCAGAAUGACUUAAAAAUUAGCUUCUUUCCUCGAAAUACGAACUUAUUAAUGGUAACAAGCUCGAUGAACAUAGAAUGCAAGGUUGAAACAAACUGCCAACGUUUGUCGAGUUAGAAUUAUUGCUAUGUAAUAAAUACAGCAUUUGAUGACUUUGAUGACGUGACAUAACUUGAUUACACAUGAACAUACUGGGUGUUGUAUGAAGAACGCUCUUCAUAUGAAUUAUUUCUUUGGUCACAAUUGAUAUCUACAUGUAUCGUGAUGUUUAGAGUUAUGGGUACGCAGUCGUGUUUACACAUUUACAUUGUCCUGUGUCGAGUUCGCAGUCGUGUUUACACAUUGACAUUGUCUUGUAUAGAUACAAAGUCGUGUUUACACAUUGACAUUGUCUUGUUUUGAUACGCCGUCGUGUUUACACAUUGACAUUGUCUUGCUUUGAUACGCCGUCGUGUUUACACAUUGACUUGUAUAGAUACAAAGUCCUGUGUUGAGUUCGCAGUCGAGUUUACACAUUGACAUUGCCUUGUGUCGAUUUCGCAGUCGUGUUUACACAUUGACAUUGCCUUGUGUCGAGUUCGCAGUCGUGUUUACACAUUGACAUUGCCUUGUGUCGAUUUCACAGUCGUGUUUACACAUUGACAUUGUCUUGUUUUGAUACACCGUCGUGUUUACACAUUGACAUUGUCUUGCUUUGAUACGCCGUCGUGUUUACACAUUGACUUGUAUAGAUACAAAGUCGUGUGUUGAGUUCGUAGUCGUGUUUACACAUUGACAUUGUCUUGUGUCGAGUUCGCAGUCGUGUUUACACAUUGACAUUGUCUUGUAUAGAUACAAAGUCGUGUUUACACAUUGACAUUGCCUUGUGUUAAAAAUAUUUAAGAUGUCUGUUAUGUUUUUAGAUAUUUUAGAUUUGCAAAGUUUAGAUUUUCAUUAGGUGCUGAUCUACAUACAGAAAUAAUAUGGUCUUACUUUUUGAUUUUGGUUUCUCCAUAUGCAUAUAUAUUUGUAUACUUAUUAUUCGGAUGUAAAACAACGUGAAGCGAUACUAUUUUUGCUAGAUACUUACCUAGUCACCUACCAUGCAUGGACAACACUGUUGAUAAACUUCUAUAUUAAGUUAUGACUAUUAUGUCGUUUGUGAUAUACAGUCUCCAGUCCGAAAUAAUCCUCAGUCAGAGUAAGUAUGUCAUAGUAACGAAGAUAACCCAGGUUUUCGGUAUGGCAGUCAAUUGAUCAUAUAGGUCCAUCUACAUUGUACAUAUACUUGUCAGAUAUGAAAACUAAUCAUAUCUAUCCCGCUCAAAUAUAUCGCAUCUGUUAACUUUCAUUUUAAGACAGACAAAUCAUCAUGUAUAUAAUAUUGAAAUAUCAUGAUAGACAUGGUAGCAACCGUGAAAAACAAAUUCAACAUAUUCUAUAGAAAUAGAUUAUCUUAUCAUCGGAGACAUUCUACUAUUCUUCAUAUUAGUCUCAAAUUGUUUUUUGUAUAUAUAAGUAUAAGGAUUCGUUUACUUCUAUUAUGACGGGCUAUUAGUAUUGACGUAUUCAAAAGAGAUACUUUCAAUUGUCCAAAAGAUAUAUUAUGUCGUUAAAGUAACCGUUACAUGGCCUCAAGAUGACAUAAAUUGGCCUAGUUAUACAGAUUAUGUAUAUAUAUAUGAUUAUAUCCUAUUUACAGUAAAUCAAUAUUUGAACUGUUAAAAUAUAUUUUGAGAACUGAUUUAUCAUGUCAUAAUGAUGCUUAUUUUGUAAUAACUUCCGCUUCAUUUUGAUAGUCAUUACUACGUAACACGAAUGUAUCUCUUUUUUCAACAUUGGAUAUGAAAUGAAUACCUGAUGUGAAUCAUAUUUAGACAUCGGUAGAGAAUCGAUGGCGUCUUCAUAUGCUAUAAUUUAACCAUCUAAAGGGACAAUUUAGUCAAGUUGCCUUAAUUUGUUAUCAUAUCACAACUUCUUUCAUGAAAUUUUACUUCUAUACUUAUGAACUAUCCUUGGCUAUAUAUUGAAACAAGUUUAUGUUUUCCAUGCGUUUUUUAAACUAAUUGUUAGGACAGGGGGGUCUUAAUCAUUUCACCAUACGAUUAAUUUGCACAUGAGCAAGCCGUCUCUGCACAUUUUGACCUGUGAAUAUGCGCAAGCCCGUCUCGUGACUGCAAACAAAAACAAAUUUGCAAUCGAAGCGUCAGCGGAAAAUUUAAAAGGCUUACGGGUCUAACAGAUGUCACUUUUUCAAACGGUUGCGAUUUCAAGGAAGACGUUUGGAGCGCGCUUGCCUAGACUUGACCUUCAUGUAGACCUACACCCUACAGACUAAUGUUCCAAGGGUGAUAUUUUUUGUUCUGUAAAACUGUUAUUAUCAUGAUUGAGUUCGUACUUGUUAUCAAUAUUGUUCUUAUUACAUCUUGGAUGAAAAAUGAUUUAAAUGCA